AUGAUAUUGACGGUGUCCAUGGAAGAUAUGGAAUUGUUUCCGAAGGAUUCACAUCUGAACACUAAACCUAAUUCUGUUCCAAUUGAUGUUGAGUGCUUUACACAGAUGCACUCAUCGCUCGAACGUCUUUGGUGGUCCCGACUGGUGAUUUCAGUGCGAGGUUAUGUUGUGAAUUAUGUUCAAAAUGACGAUGAAACAUUAUUCCACACUGACGAUGCUUUCAUUUGUAUUCACCGAUAUUUGGCAGAAGAGAAAAGUGAAAGGCCUCUUGCUCAACAGGUGAUAGUGGCGGUAGUGGUGAAUCGUAGUGAUGUGAAGAUGCCUUAUUUAGAAGAUGAUUCAUUUCAGUUCAUCAAGGAUAUAGACACCAUCGUUACAUAUCCGCUGAUCAGCCAAACGUUACUGGCGUUGUGCUCAUCACAAAAAAUAGCGAAUCCAUUUUUCGACAAGGAAAUGGAACCGGCGCUAACUCCCAAGUUGGUGCUCUUCAGUCUUGUCUACAAAAAAAAAAUAAGUGUUCCAAUUCAUACUGUGUUGAUGCAUUCACUAAUAUCUCUUACCGGUAUAGAAACCCACCGAGUUAUCUCCAGUAAUUUUUCGUAUUCUUAUUCAGGGCAAAUAUAUGCUUAUAUCGUUUUCAUGAGAGUGCUGUGUAUGCUUCAAAAACGUUGGAUGGAUGAAAGGAAAGAACGUAAAUCGAUUCGUUUCGAAACUGAUCCAGAAUGGCAGCCGGACGAUCGUGUGGUACUAUUCCAGGAAUUUUAUAGGGGCAAUCGAACCUGGAUUUUGUUGGAUUUCGAUCGAUAUAUCCUGACACAAUGGCGUCCACGUGGUUCUGAGGUGAUUUUUGGGGCUCGAUUUGUUGAGAAGAAGAUGCGUUCCGGUAUGCAGUUGUGUUCAUGGUGUGGAAUGAUCGAACAACAAGUAAAUUUUGUCGAGAUCAGUUCCUUUUCGUUAUUACCACAUCUAUAUUAA
This is a messenger RNA of Angiostrongylus costaricensis, 975 nucleotides long. Lineage: Eukaryota; Metazoa; Nematoda; Chromadorea; Rhabditida; Metastrongylidae. The record is from the annotation of a GenBank genome assembly.